Molecule: messenger RNA, 6217 nt
Organism: Bacillus rossius redtenbacheri
Lineage: Eukaryota; Metazoa; Arthropoda; Insecta; Phasmatodea; Bacillidae
Gene: FMRFa
Product: FMRFamide-related peptides
Exons: 3
Coding region: 5066-5722 (218 amino acids)
Source: RefSeq, a predicted model, not a curated record
AUGCGCUAUAUCUAACAAGCGGUGAAAAGUAAUGUUCUGGAAUCCAGCACUGAUAGACGUGCUCGUGUUAGGAUAUUUUGGGGUUAUUUGCAUAUUUGAAAUCCCCUUAAAAAUUAAAAAAAAAGUGUGAAAAUCAAUUCAAAAAUUGUUUUCCUUCCUAACAGUUCCUUAAAUUCAGGGGUAAUUUUCACUACUGGAUACACCUCUGAACGUUUAAAAAAAAUUAUAUACUGUCUGAAAAUAAGUCAGUUUAAAAAUUUUGUGGUGGAUUAGAACAACCGAUUCUUAACACUGGACUUUUUAUACUUCUUGAGUUGUAGAUUUCUGAAGCUUGCUCUAAAUGCAUUGCUGCAUGCACUGUUGGUCAGCCACAUCUCUUCUCGCACUUAUUUUUUACGCCCAAGGUCUAGUUGCUUAAGUGGGGUGCGUUUUCAUUCCUGGUAUGUCCAUUCAAAAAAAAAUUGUAAUUCAACAAAAUAUUCAUCUUUAUUUGCAGGGAACCUCGUAAGCUGUGCAUGUGGAUCGUUGCAUCCUGUAGGUUUCGUUAAGGCAGUAUGUAGAUAAUGGUCUGCAAGUAGUCUGUUGAUAACAUGGAGUGAUCUUUAUUUUUGUCUCGAUUCAUGACUUGUAAUCAGCACUAAACAUUCUGGGACUUGUGAGUUUCCUCCCAGCAGUAGCUUGGACAAGUCAGCAACUGCCUGUUGCGUCAGUACCGUUUGUUCAAGUAACAGUUCUUACGUGUAAAUAGCUCCGUUCGGUGCACAUGCACAGCAUAUGUACGUAAUUCGGAGCUUCAUUUGAACACAACCCAGUGCAGGAGCAUAGAUCGCGGCUAGGAGGGGCAGAAGUCAUGUGAACACUUCACUGUGGAUGCAAUUUUAACUGAGAAACAUGGAUGAUGAAGGUAUUAAUAGAGAGAUGAUUUUAUGUUUUUGUUUUUAGUCCAGUAUAAGAUUUCAGCAUUAUUUACAACACUUUUUUUUAUAAGCUUCACUUGCAACUAUGUAAACAAAUCUUUUGAAUUCAACCUAGUUACUCAUAAUUUGUCAUAUUGACUUGAAACUUUGCAAGUUUAUGUAAUCCAGAUGACCUAAUUUGGUGCCAUCAAACUGAUCUGAUGCAGCCAGGAAGUUUAUAGUGGAACUAUUUGAUGGCUAUCAGUAAACUACAUUCUUUCUACAACAUAACAAUAAAUAUGAUUAUUAUUUUCAACACUCAAUAUUUUUAAAAAUUCUGUUUUGUAAUAUUUAUUCCACCCAAGUACAUAUGUUGAUAUGCUGCAUUUUUGCAGCAAAAUUUGCAACAAGUUUUUGUUAAAGAUACAUUCAGAACAAUGUACAGCGAAACCCCUUAUUUACGUUACCGUUAUUUACGUUUUCCCGUUAUUUGCACUAUAUUCUUCAGGUCCCGUUUGGUUCCCAUAUAGUCCAAUACAAUACUUUCCCGCGAAUUACGUCUCAAAAAUCGAAUCAAUCCCGCUAUUUACGUCACGUAACAACCAUAAACAACCAGAAAAUACCGUGGAGCUAGUAGGCAAUGAACAUUUUAAAUAGCAAAAUAUACAUAUUUUAUAACAUGAAAAGUUGCUUUUAUUUCUAAACAUGUAAUAAUUUAAGCCUAGGCGUGUAAAAGUACGAGUAAUUAUAGCAGGAGACAAUCUAAAAUGCACGAGGGAAAAACGUAAACUCAUGAAUGUACAAACAUGGCUGCUUGUAAGUUCUGAUACUGUAUUUAUGUCACAACUUAGCCGAAAUACUGGUACGAGACAUAAACUUCACAAGAUAAAAUGAGCGGUGUCUUGGUAACUGUUUUAUACGUCUUUUAUAAUUUGGGAAGUGUUGUACAGUUGACGCCAUAUUUUUUAAACUAACCAUUUAUUUCUGGGGAUCGUAAAUAAUUAAUUAUUGGUAUCAAGACAUCAUGAUAAACGUAAACUUGAACAUGUCACGGCAGCGAGAAAACUGGUGCGUAUACCAAUAAACUGGUAUUAGAACUGGAUAAAAUUGGUACACGGGAGGUGGAGCUUAUAUUUUUUUCCGCUAAGCUCGCAUCUAUUGGUUGGCGGCUGAUGGCGUCAUGAGCCUGGGCGGAGCAUAGAGUGCGCAUGCGCCGCCGCGUCGUUACAGCAGCUGACCGAGUACAAUGACCUUUCUCCGCGUUUGGCGCGCUAUUGACGGUAAAUAUUCAACAAUUUGCGGCCUUUUCUUAAAAAAAUUUUUACUGUGAGCAAUGUGUAUGUAGCCCGUAUUUGUUAUAAACCCUGCCGGUUGCAACUGUAUUUAUAAUUUGGAGAGGCAAAUAAUCUUGAACAGCCAAAAAAGCAAGCAGAAGAAAAUUUCAAAUUUAUUUUUAGGAAGUAAUCAGAAAAACAUUUUGGCUUUCAUUCUUUUUUUUAUUUUUGUCAAAUGUGGUAAAUUAAUAAUGGAUUAAAUACUAAAGUAAAAUUUGUUGUUAGUGUGUUUGUACCUGCAUUGUAGUAUGUGCUAUUAAACAAAAGGAAAAAAAUUCUAAAUAAGGUAAACUGUACUCCUUUUUAUACUUUUCCCUUUAUUUACACUUUCCCGCUUUUUACACUUUUUUACUUUGUCCCCAUGAAAAGUGCAAAUAAGGGGUUUUGCUGUAUAUUACCUAAUCUGCAAGCAAUUGUAGUUCACAAGUGAUUAAAUAAUAUAGGUGCACACAAAUUAAUUUUCCUGAUCUAUGCACUUUGGUACCGACAUAUAAAAAUAGCAUUCGUUGUUUCACAUUAAAAAGAAAUGUAUAUUUUUCUUUGUGAUUUGAAUUAUUUUUUGGUUGAACUGGAGGUUCAUGAUGGUUUUUUUGUUUUAUCGUAAUUCACCACAUAAUCUUGUCCCCAAGUAUUAAUAACAAAACUUUUUUUUUGCGCUGUUGUAUAGGCCUGGACUGCCGGGUGAGAUGAGUGUUACACACACGCACAACACCCUUGGGGUUUUGGUAGCGGGGCCCGCUGCCAAUCCUAAAGGUGGGCCUUACUUCAGCAGUUGGAGAUAUUUUAACUUUUUCCCCUCACUUACUUCUAUCAAAAUUUCCAGCUUAGAACAUGAAAUAUUUUAGUUCUAAUUAUACAAACCAAAUAUUUACUUGAAUCUGAGCACUUGGCUAAUGUUUUGUUUCUACAGACUGCGUUUUUCGUGAAUUAUUGCUUUAAGAGCGUUAACUAACAUGGUAAGUAAUAACUCGGUUCAAUUUGUGGUAAUGUAAGCUACAAGCAUUUUUCUGAAAAAGAAAAAAAAUUGAAUAUUUUUAUAGUUAUUUUUUAAGUAUCAAGACUGGAGGUUCAUAAACUAGCUUUUUUUAAUGAGCUUUUGCUGUACUACUGGGAACAGUCCAGAAUACUGCAGUUGGAGAUCUUCGCCGCGGCAUGUUCGUGACCAAGGUAAUAUAUUAGUGAUUUUGCAUGAGAGUACCAAAGAAAUGAUAUACAAUUCAAUAAUAUUUGGAACACGUAAGCAUUUACAUAAAAGUUCCUAAAAAAAAAAAAAUCAUUAUGGAAAUGUAACUUACUGUCACUCUUCAGUGAAAUAAAAACUGAAGCCACCAGUAAUGCGACCUAGCUGUCAAACAGCUGAAACGCACCAAAAUAAAAAUUGUUCCAAGUGGCUCACUUGGUACUGGCUUGCUGAAUGUACUGAACAGAAUGCUGUAUUGGACUGUUCUAUGUACUUAGUGGGUGUUUCCCUAAAGAUGACUAGUAAUUUAAAAUGCCAUGCUUGAAAACUACUACUUCCCACAAUAUAUUUACAUUUAUUGGGUUCUGCCUGAAUUAUAUACUAUUUAAUUUGGUACUACCCCCAAAAUGUAGGAUUUGCACUGGGAGAUAAGUCCCCUUAUAUUUAAUGUAUUUUACUCUAAUGUUUUUAAUAGAUGCAAUCUGUGAAUUGGUUGAAACAAAAAAAAAAAUAGGUAUUCAAUUAUUUUAAACUUCUGCAAGUUGCAUAAGAAUGCUGAUUUUACCUACACUGAAAGCUAAUGAUGUACCAAAAGGAAAAACCCUUGAAAGGUUUCAGUGAAUAUUUUUUCCCAUGUUGGGAAGCUAAAAAGCACUUAAUUUGUUACAUGAAAAUGUGAAAGAAAUCUUGAUAGUGAUUGGUAGUAUCUGCUGGCCACACAUUGAAAACUGCAGGAUAUUGACAUGCGUGAUCAUUGCUGCAGGACAGAUUGAUAGUUAUUUCUCAUUAACGUAAGGCUUUAAGCAAUAGUAAGAUUUUGUCUUUUUGGUAUGUAGCACAGUAGACCGAAAAUAAAUCCUCAAACUGGUGGUAAUUUUUUUCUGCUACAGUCUUAUCUUUUCCAUUUGUCUUCUUACCCCUGUAUUACCCUUAACACCACAAUAUUAAUAUGAGUGUUAAGUCUCCCUUGACAUCAAACAUUAAUAUAGGUAUGCUUAUAAUUGCAAGGGUUGCAGCAGAGUUUCAUAGCUACUUGAAGGUGUGGUCUUGUCCCCUGGCCUGAACAGGGAAAAUAACUUGUUAAAUUUACCCUUUUUAAUUUUUUUUAUAUUUAAUUAAUUUAGGUAGUAAUGUUUUUUAUAUUUAGUGCAUUUGUAGGUUUUAAGACUCUCCGUAAUAUUUUUCCUAUGCUGGCGGAACUUUGCUGUGGAAAGAAAUAAACAUGCUUUGGCGAACUUGUGCGCGCUCUACGAUGGCCCGCGCUAAGCGAAUUCGGGAGUCCGGACGUACAAGAUUGACGAAGUGGCGACAGAGUACCCUGCGAUGACUCGCGCUAAGCGCAGCUGAGGCGGACCGCACGCGCGCGCUACAACGUCUCCGCGGACGUGGCUUGUGACAAAGUGGAGGGGGUGGGCUCGCGAACAGACAGGCAGGUGCUCAGCCUAACAGACACACUGAUGGGCUGCGGCGGAAGUCGGUCUGGCAGUCCGUGAUGAUGUUUGUGAACGUGCGGAGGUCUAUGAGCCCGAAGGCUCGGCCUAUAGGACAAGAACUUUGGCUGUGUGUGUGUUUUCACAAAGGCUCUCUAUCGACGAUGGAAGAUCCUGGACUGGUCUGCGAAUGCUGUCCCGCAAACUGCGACGCAGCAAUCCGACAUGCUGCUGCUGACGGCGGUGACGCUGUGGUUCGCGGCGGCCAUGUCGCAGCCCGAGGCCUGGGAGUCCCCGCGCGCGGACCUGCUGGCGCGCGCGGCCCGGGCCUCGCUCGAGCUGCAGCCCGACGACGACUCCUACGCGCGCCUGGACCGGGGUCGCGCCGGCAACUUCGUGCGCCUGGGCCGCUGGCGGGACGACAACUUCCUGCGCUUCGGGCGCCGCCCCGCCGCCGACACAUUCAUCCGCUUCGGCCGCGACAAGCCGCAGAACUACAUCCGCUUCGGCCGCGGCAAGGCGGACAGCUUCAUCAGGCUGGGGCGCGACCAGGUGGGGCUGGAACUGGAGGGGCUCGGCCGGCAGACGGACAGGUCCCUGGAGGUGGGCAAGAGGACGGCCGACGAGGCGUCCGGCCUCCAGAGACCACGCCGCGAGGGGGCCGCCUCCUCCACGUUCGGGCGCGGCAAGCUCGCCGACAGCAACUUCAUCCGCCUGGGGCGCGGCAAGCGCUCCGCCCCGGAGGACGAGUUGGACGACGACCCCGUGGUGGAGGACCCGCGGGUGUACGAGUACCCGGGCCUCGCCGCCGACCUGCCCGCCUACGUGCUGGGGCCGGAGCUGUCCCUGCUGCCGCCGCCCUCGGGGGUCGCCAAGAGGUAGAAGAACUACAUACGGUUCGGCUAGACCCCGUGACCUCCACCUUCCAUCAUCGUGGCCCUCCACCCCACCUCCUUCACCCCCCUCACCACCUCCAGCAGUUGUCAAGCCACCGUGUACGCCACAGCCCCAACUGGACUUUGUCGUGACGUCGCGCUGAUUUGUACGCUACACCACCAUCCCAAAUAUACUGCAUCAAUCCACAUUGUUUGUCCUUUGCUCUUCAACUACAAUAAAUGUGACCUGACAAGGAGACCACAAACUAUUUUUUGAAAAUCACUUUGAACAUAAUAUGAUGUAUGAUUAAAAUAUUUUAAUUAUAAUUUCAAGAAGUUGUUUUCCUUUCGUGCGAUGGCAAGCAGGGAGGAACCCAUUUGUAAGGUGUACUUGGACAUGCUUUCCGUGUUGAUUUCGAGUGCAAGAGUUAUUUUCUGCAUAUUCAUUGUUUUUACACAUGGAAAUAUUUUUAAAAUUAAAAACUGAAAUUUUUAAAUUUCA